This is a messenger RNA of Brachypodium distachyon (stiff brome), 2578 nucleotides long. Its product is annotated as magnesium-chelatase subunit ChlD, chloroplastic. The transcript is spliced from 15 exons. Gene Ontology annotation, biological process: chlorophyll biosynthetic process. Gene Ontology annotation, molecular function: magnesium chelatase activity; ATP binding; ATP hydrolysis activity. The record is from RefSeq and is a predicted model, not a curated record. Bases 16 to 2292 code for a protein of 758 amino acids. NCBI's taxonomy places the organism in Eukaryota, Viridiplantae, Streptophyta, Magnoliopsida, Poales, Poaceae.
CCACGCUCCCCUCCCAUGGCGAUGGCCACCGCCCUCUCUACCUCACUCCCGCACCUCCCGCCCCGCCACCGCCUCCCCUCGUCACACCCCGCUGCAGUCUCCCUGCCCUCCCGCGGCGUCCGGCGGCGAGAGGCCCCCCGCCUCGCGGCCGUCGCGGCGGCAUCCGAGGUCCUCGACUCCACCAACGGCGCCGUUCCCUCGCCGAGUAGCGGCGUCGACACCGGGCGGCAGUACGGGCGGGAGUACUUCCCAUUGGCCGCUGUCGUCGGGCAGGAUGCAAUUAAAACUGCUUUGCUGCUUGGGGCAAUUGAUCGUGAAGUUGGAGGCAUUGCCAUCUCCGGGAAGCGCGGGACGGCUAAGACAGUGAUGGCUCGUGGCUUGCAUGCUAUGCUUCCACCCAUCGAGGUGGUAGUAGGCUCAAUUUCAAAUGCUGACCCCAACAUCCCAGAAGAAUGGGAGGAUGAUUUAGCUGACCAAGUUCAGUAUGAUGCUGAUGGUAAUGUCAAGUCUGAGAUUGUUAAAGCACCUUUUGUGCAGAUUCCACUUGGUGUCACAGAGGACAGGCUUAUUGGAUCAGUUGAUGUUGAAGCAUCAGUGAGAUCAGGAACUACCGUGUUUCAACCUGGUCUUCUUGCCGAAGCCCAUAGAGGUGUUCUUUAUGUUGAUGAGAUAAAUCUGUUGGAUGAGGGCAUAAGCAAUCUGCUUCUGAAUGUCUUGACGGAGGGAGUUAAUAUUGUGGAAAGAGAGGGCAUUAGCUUCCGUCAUCCAUGCAAACCACUUCUAAUUGCUACUUACAACCCGGAGGAAGGAUCUGUACGUGAACACUUACUUGAUCGUAUUGCAAUUAAUUUAAGUGCUGACCUUCCAUUGAGCUUUGAUGACCGUGUGGCGGCUGUCAAUAUUGCAACCCAAUUUCAGGAGUCUAGCAAAGACGUUUUUAAGAUGGUCGAAGAAGAAACGGAGGUUGCAAAAACUCAGAUAAUUUUGGCAAGAGAGUAUUUGAGGGAUGUUGCUAUCAGCACGGAGCAGCUCAAAUAUCUUGUCACGGAAGCUAUACGGGGCGGCUGUCAGGGGCACCGUGCUGAGUUGUAUGCUGCUCGUGUAGCAAAAUGUCUCGCUGCCAUGGAAGGACGUGAAAAAGUUUACGUGGAUGACCUCAAGAAAGCUGUAGAGCUAGUUAUUCUACCUCGCUCGAUCAUAUCUGAUAACCCACAGGACCAGCAAAACCAACCACCUCCACCUCCACCUCCACAACCUCCACAAAAUCAAGAUUCUGCAGAAGAUCAAGAUGAGAAGGAGGAAGAUGAGGAUAAGGAAGAGGAAAAGGAGGACGAUGAUGAAGAAAACGAACAACAGGAUGACCAGAUACCCGAGGAGUUCGUUUUUGAUGCUGAAGGUGGACUAGUAGAUGAUAAGCUCCUUUUCUUUGCUCAGCAAGCACAAAGACGAAAAGGAAAGGCUGGACGAGCAAAAAAUGUCAUAUUCUCAGAAGACAGGGGCCGGUACAUCAAGCCUAUGCUUCCAAAGGGUCCAGUAAGGAGGUUAGCUGUUGAUGCGACACUUCGAGCAGCUGCGCCAUACCAAAAGCUGCGGAGAGAGAAAGAUCUUAACAAGACAAGAAAAGUUUUUGUUGAAAAGACUGACAUGAGAGCCAAAAGAAUGGCUCGAAAAGCCGGUGCUCUGGUGAUAUUUGUUGUGGAUGCUAGUGGCAGCAUGGCUCUGAAUCGCAUGCAGAACGCGAAAGGGGCGGCAUUGAAGUUGCUUGCAGAAAGUUACACAAGUAGAGAUCAGGUUUCAAUUAUUCCUUUCCGUGGAGAUUUUGCUGAGGUUCUACUUCCGCCAUCAAGAUCCAUAGCAAUGGCACGCAAACGUCUUGAAAAGCUACCAUGUGGUGGUGGUUCUCCUUUAGCUCAUGGCCUCAGUACAGCUGUCAGAGUGGGGUUGAAUGCUGAGAAGAGUGGCGAUGUUGGACGUAUUAUGAUCGUUGCAAUUACCGAUGGAAGAGCUAAUGUAUCACUGAAGAAAUCCAAUGAUCCAGAAGCUGCUGCUGCUUCAGAUGCACCAAGACCUUCUACUCAAGAAUUAAAGGAUGAGAUUCUUGAGGUGUCUGCCAAAAUAUACAAGGCAGGAAUGUCACUUCUUGUCAUUGAUACUGAGAACAAGUUUGUAUCUACGGGAUUCGCCAAGGAAAUUGCAAGGGUUGCCCAAGGGAAAUAUUAUUACCUGCCAAAUGCUUCGGACGCCGUGAUUUCCGCUGCCACCAAGACUGCGCUCGCGGAUUUGAAGAGUUAGCGAUUUUCGGAGCAUUGACACCCAUCUGUUGUUUGUAUCGUCUGAUCCGAGUGAUCGUGCAGUCAGUAACCUGUGUAGCUGUGUUCAUUCUUUCCUGAAACUUUGGGACAUUCUGGCUCUUAUGACCAAUUUUGCUAUAGGUUUUCUUUCUUCUUCUUUUUUAUCGUCAGAGCUCAGGUCCAAGCAUGAUACUGUGUAUAAGAUUGAACUACCCUCCUUAAUUUUCUAAUAAUUGGCCAUGUAAAUCGGUUGCUUUUAUUUGAAAGGCGUAAUCUGUUACUGUUGA